CACUCGUCAAUAAAGAACCAAGCGAACUAACUCAAAAUCACCAUGGGCACAACUGAUGUGUCGGAGGAGGAUCUGUCGGCGCCAGAAGAGGAGGAGGAUUUGGGACCCAACAUAGGACUUUAUAUAGGCGGACGUAAUGCGGCCGGCCAGAGACACGGACGAGGUUGGGCCAUCCUGCCCAACGGGGAUCAGUACGACGGGAACUACCGCAAGGGUCGCCGCCACGGCAUCGGGCUGUACGUGUUCAAGGACGGAUCCCGGUACUAUGGACAAUACCGUUGCGGCAAACGCUGUGGGCGUGGCAUCUUCAUCUAUCCGGACGGAUCCGUCUACGAGGGCAACUGGCGCAAGCACAUGAAGCACGGCAAAGGGCGAUACAACUACGUAAAUGGGGACACAUACUCGGGUGACUGGUUCAAGGGUCAACGCCACGGAGUCGGAAUCUACCGCUUCAACAGCGGCACAGAUGGCUGUUGCCUAACCGUGAGAUUGAAGUCUACCUGGAACAGCAACCUAAGAACGGGUCCCUUUGAGCUGUACAUCGGCACUGAGGACAAGUGCACCGUACUCCACGGAAUUUGGGACUCGCUUUAUCCAAGUGGACCGGCCGUGUUCAGUUUUAACAAUCGGUAUUUGCUGCUGGGCUACUUCCUGCCUGCCAACUACAAUUUCAAUGCGCUCGGCAACAUGGACGAAAUGGAGUAUCUUGAGGAGCGGUUGGACGAUGAGCAGGACACUGAAUCGCCAAUGGCACCCACCCUUUGGUUCGCCCAGGAGAUCGCCGUCUACGACUUCUCGCUGCUGCCCCAGGAGCCCGUUCCCCUGGCCAUUUCCGACUCGGAGCUGUCCGUCUGCUCACUCUCCACUGUGCCGAGUGUCCGCAGCGAGGAGAAGAUCAGCUGGUACGGCGAGGGUGAGGAGGCCGAGGGCGAGGAGGGCGGCGAGAUGGAGUGCUUCCCCUGCGAGUGCGAUCUCACCGAUCUCAGCGAGGUGGAGACGGAGAGCGAGGUGUGCAAGAUCGACGCCAAUCCCUGUUGCAUCGAGAUCCUCAAGCAGCCAGAAUGCCCCGAUCCCUAGGAGUGCAGCUUCUUUUCCUCAGUCUUUCGUUAUCGUUAUUUUAUGUUUCCUGCAAAAAAAUCGAGAAUAUAUAAACAAAUUUUAAAUGCAAUUAAAAAUAGGAAAAGGA
Messenger RNA from Drosophila ficusphila, 1186 nucleotides. It is a transcript of the gene Rsph1, whose product is annotated as flagellar radial spoke protein 1. NCBI's taxonomy places the organism in Eukaryota, Metazoa, Arthropoda, Insecta, Diptera, Drosophilidae. Bases 43 to 1077 code for a protein of 344 amino acids. The transcript is spliced from 2 exons. Gene Ontology annotation, cellular component: cytosol. The record is from RefSeq and is a predicted model, not a curated record.